Molecule: messenger RNA, 3658 nt
Organism: Anopheles maculipalpis
Lineage: Eukaryota; Metazoa; Arthropoda; Insecta; Diptera; Culicidae
Gene: Tnks
Product: poly [ADP-ribose] polymerase tankyrase
Exons: 11
Coding region: 88-3636 (1182 amino acids)
Cellular component (GO): cytoplasm; nucleus
Molecular function (GO): NAD+ poly-ADP-ribosyltransferase activity; protein binding
Source: RefSeq, a predicted model, not a curated record
AAGCGUGUAGUGGUGUUGUAAUAAUACGCAAAACGGCACCGGAAACCUCAACCAAAGCUGGAUGCGUCCGAGAUUGGGCUGAGGGAAAUGUCGGCCAACCGUAGCCGCUCGAUGCUAUCGGUUAACCUCGAGGCGGCCGCAAUGGCCAACGAUCCGCUGCGGGAGCUGUUCGAGGCGUGCAAAACGGGUGAUCUGGCAAAGGUAAAGAAGCUGAUCACGCCCCAGACAGUAAAUGCACGCGAUACGGCCGGAAGGAAGUCAACUCCGUUGCACUUUGCUGCUGGUUACGGACGGCGAGACGUGUUCGAAUUUCUGCUUGCCAAUGGCGCUUCCAUACAAGCGCGAGACGAUGGUGGACUGCAUCCUCUUCACAAUGCCUGCUCCUUCGGCCAUGCGGACGUCGUUCGUUUGCUGCUAGAAGCCGGUGCCAAUCCAAACACCCGUGAUAACUGGAACUACACACCACUGCACGAAGCUGCCAGCAAGGGCAAAAUCGAUGUUUGUAUCGCCCUACUGCAGCACGGAGCCGAUCCAAGCAUUCGCAACUCGGAAAACAAGAUUCCGCUCGAUCUAGCUGAUCCUUGCACGCGUCCCGUCCUAACUGGCGAGUAUCGGAAGGAUGAACUGCUGGAAGCGGCCCGUUCGGGCUCGGAAGAACGGUUGCUAGAGCUGCUUACACCGUUGAACGUAAACUGUCACGCAAGUGAUGGGCGCAAAUCGACUCCACUGCACUUGGCGGCCGGAUACAACCGGAUCCGGGUGGUACAGAUCCUGCUGCAGCACGGAGCGGAUGUACAUGCGAAGGAUAAGGGUGGCCUGGUGCCGCUCCAUAAUGCAUGUUCCUAUGGCCACUUCGAGGUGACUGAGCUGUUGAUCAAGCACGGUGGCAACGUGAAUGCGAGCGACCUGUGGGCGUUUACUCCGCUGCACGAAGCUGCCUCCAAGAGUCGGGUCGAGGUUUGCAGCUUGCUGUUAAGCGAGGGUGCCGUCCCGACGCUACUGAACUGCCAUAAUAAAUCGGCGAUCGAUUCUGCCCCGACGCGCGAGCUGCAGGAGAAGAUUGCUUACGAAUAUAAAGGACAUUGCGUGCUCGAUGCAUGCCGGCAGGCAGACAUUCAGCGACUGAAGAAAAAUCUAACCACCGAAACGGUUAACUUUGUGCACCCAUAUUCAGGCGAUACGCCAGUGCACGCCGUUGCCCAGUCCGUAUAUCCGAAGCGCAAGCAAGUACUUGAGGUGCUGAUUCGCAAGGGCGCCCUACUAAACGAGAAGAAUAAAGACUUCCUAACGCCGCUACACAUUGCGGCCGAUAACUCGCACUACGAGCUGAUGGAUGUGCUGCUCCGGCACGGUGCCAAGGUUGAUGCACUCGAUGGGCUUGGCCAAACCGCACUGCAUCGGUGUGCUCGCGAGGACAACAUCCAAGCUUGCCGGUUACUGCUUUCGUACGGUAUCGAUACCGGUAUUGUAUCGCUUCAGGGCUACACAGCGGCCCAACUAGCCACGGAGAACGUGUUGAAGAUUCUCCAGGAUCCUCCCUCCGAUACGGUAGAUCUCGAGUGUCAGCUGCUGGAAGCGGCUAAAGCCGGUGAUCUCGAUACGGUGCGGCGCAUUGUACUGUCUUCGCCGAUGACAGUGAAUUGCCGUGAUCUGGACGGGCGUCACUCGACACCGCUACACUUUGCGGCUGGCUUUAACCGUGUGCCGGUGGUCGAGUUUCUUCUCGAGCACGGCGCAGAAGUACAUGCCUCGGACAAGGGUGGUUUGGUGCCGUUGCAUAACGCUUGCUCGUACGGUCAUUACGAGGUAACGGAACUACUCGUUAAACAUGGCGCUAACGUGAAUGUGGCCGAUCUGUGGAAGUUUACACCGCUGCACGAGGCGGCUGCCAAGGGAAAGUACGAAAUUGUCAAGCUGCUGAUCAAGCAUGGAGCUGAUGUGACUAAGAAGAACCGUGAUGGUGCAACACCACUCGAUCUCGUCCGUGAAGGUGAUCAGGAUGUGGCUGAUUUGCUGCGCGGUAAUGCGGCACUACUGGACGCUGCUAAAAAGGGCAACUUGGCCCGUGUUCAACGGCUCGUCUCGCAGGACAAUAUUAACUGUAGGGAUGCACAAGGACGCAACUCAACGCCGUUACAUCUAGCUGCCGGAUACAAUAAUCUUGAGGUUGCGGAAUAUCUCCUCGAGCACGGUGCCGAUGUGAAUGCGCAGGAUAAGGGAGGAUUAAUUCCGCUGCACAAUGCAUCCUCGUACGGGCAUCUGGAUAUUGCUGCGCUACUCAUUAAGCACAACACGGUGGUAAAUGCAACGGACAAAUGGGGGUAUACGCCACUGCACGAAGCGGCCCAAAAGGGUCGCACGCAACUGUGUUCACUUCUCCUCGCACACGGAGCCGAUCCGUUUAUGAAGAACCAGGAAGGACAAACCAGUCUAGAUCUCGCCACCGCCGAGGACGUCAAAUGCUUGCUGCAGGAUGCGAUGGUUGCCUCGCAGGGUACCGUGUCCGGUGCGGCUGGUGGCGCGACGGCUGCUGGAACGUCACAGAGUGGCAUACUCUCAGCGAACGGUACACUGCUAUCGACUAGCUGCUCGCCAACCACGGAAACUGUAACACUGCCGACAGGUGCCUCCAUGACACUGUCCGUUCCUGUACCACAGCUUCCGAUCCGUAGCUGUCUCAGUCCGGCGCAGGGUGCCGAAGCAAACGUGGAUGGUAUUGUGGUGGAUCACGAUGACAAAAUGCCGUCCGUUCCGUCGAUCGAGUCGUCCGUUUCGGUGUUUCUUACCAGCUUGCAGCUAGAGCACCUGAUCGAUCUGUUUGAGCGCGAGCAAAUCACGAUGGACAUUCUCGCCGAGAUGGGUCACGAGGAUUUGAAGCAGGUCGGUGUUUCGGCGUACGGCUUUAGGCACAAAAUACUUAAAGGCAUUGCAACGCUCCGGGCAACGACAGGACUUGGACUUACGCCGAAUCCAGGCACGCUCCUGGUGGAUCUUCUUCCCGACGACAAGGAGUUCCUUGCGGUCGAAGAGGAAAUGCAAGCCACCAUACGCGAGCAUCGUGACAAUGGCCAUUCCGGUGGCUAUUUCAAUCGUUACAACAUUAUGCGGAUACAAAAGGUGCAAAACCGCAAACUUUGGGAACGGUAUGUCCAUCGGCGGCAGGAAAUAUCGGAAGAAAAUGGGCACCAGGCAAGCGAACGGAUGCUGUUCCACGGUUCACCGUUUAUCAACGCGAUCGUACAGAAGGGUUUUGACGAGCGGCACGCGUACAUUGGUGGCAUGUUUGGUGCCGGUAUUUAUUUUGCGGAGCACAGCUCCAAAUCGAACCAGUACGUGUACGGUAUUGGUGGUGGUAUCGGUUGUCCCACGCACAAAGACAAAUCUUGUUACCAGUGCCAUCGACAAUUGUUGCUGUGCCGUGUAGCACUCGGCAAGUCCUUCCUGCAGUUUAGCGCUAUGAAGAUGGCACAUGCACCGCCCGGUCAUCAUUCCGUGAUAGGACGACCGUCGGCCGGUGGUUUGCAUUUCCCGGAGUACGUCGUUUACCGUGGGGAACAGGCGUAUCCGGAGUAUUUAAUAACAUACCAGAUUGCAAAGCCUGACGACGGUACUAACGGCGAAGAGCCGGCAAGAUGAUGGACGAUUUCGGCCGCUAGUA